GUACGUGACAUAUAAAUUGUGUCUAUUAAUGUUUAAUGGUAGAAUACAAAUAAUAAUUAAUUGACUAAUUAAUAAGAUUAAUAUAUAGUUGAUUAUACAAAAAUUAUAAUAUAAAAUGAUAAAGGAGAAUUUUAUUAACUCAAAUCUUAUUGAUUUUUAAUACUUGAAACCAAGGGUAAAUGGAAAAGUAAUAAAUAAUCCUAAAACAUCAUGUCAAAACGAUGGUUAGGAAUAUGCACUCAUUUUUCUUCUAAUUCUUAUUUGUUCAAUUUUAAAAAAAUUUUCGAAAUGUUAUUCUCAUCAUUCAUCAAUUCACCGUUAAAAUGUUUAGUCAUGAUAUUAUUUUUAAUUGGUGCUACUUAUGUAUGCUAUUUAUGGAGUGCAAAACUUAAUGAAACAAAUAAUCCAGUAUUUGUUAUUAAUUAUGCAUCUAUUGAUAAUCCAUUCAAUGAGUUACGAUGUCGCAGAUUAAAAUAUACACAAGUUGGUCACGUGAAAACGCCUAGUAAAGCAUUAUUUUGGCCACAGAUACAAUAUAAAUAUACAUUAUCUCAAUCAAUAGAUUUUAUUUCACCGGAUUCGUCACUGAAAAAUUUCAUUCCACAACAAAUAUUUGGAUCACUUUACACUAAGUAUAAUGCCACAAAAAUAAAUAGUUAUGCUGAAUCAAGUAAUAGUUUAAGAUAUGUUAUUGAUAAGAAAAAUCACACUAUCAAUUAUACCUUACCAAUUAUAUGGUCUCCAUUAGGUUGUUUACCUAGCCUGUCAUCGGCUAUAAUUAUUCCUUAUCGUAAAAGAGAACAACAUUUACGAGUGUUAACAGAUCAUUUACAUGGAUUUUUACGACACCAAAGAAUACCAUAUACCAUUUUUAUUAUUGAACAGACCGGUGAAACGAAAUUUAAUCGUGGUGCUUUAUUAAAUGCUGGUUUUCUUGAAGUUUCCAAAUUCAAAGAAUAUGACUGUUUCAUUUUACAUGAUGUAGAUAAACUACCAGAAGAUGAUCGAAUUAUUUAUACAUGUGGACCAAAUCCAACACAUUUGUCAGCUUCAUUAAGUACUUUUAACUACAAAUUAAUUUAUCAAAGAUUUUUUGGUGGUGUUGUUACAUUCACUCGUGAUCAAUAUCUUAAAAUUAAUGGUUUUUCAAAUUUAUAUGAAGGAUGGGGUGGUGAAGAUGAUGAUCUUCUAUUACGUGUUGAACAAUCUGGUUAUAAUUUAAGUCGAAUCAAUUUAUUGAUUGGUCGUUAUUAUGCAAUGAGUCAUAAGACAGAUGAAUUAAAUGAAAAGAAUCUAGAUCGUUUCAAGUUGUUGGAAACUUCAGAGCGUCGAUUUAAAAGCGAUGGAUUGAACAGCUUGAAGUAUAAUGUAACUCAGUCGAAAUCAAUGUACAAUGGCCUACUUUAUUGGAUUUCCAUUUAUAUACAUCCUAACAACCAGAAUUAAUUUGAUAUAAAAAUUUGGAAACUUUUCUGUACACUUGAAAGAAAGAGAAUAAACAAAAUUAGGAUAUAAGAAACAUUUGAUACCGAAGUUUGUCGAUAACCCUGAUACAUUUACUGACUGUGAAAAUUUUUACCAGUGGUCAUUCAACAAGUACAUUUUUUCACCAAAAUGUAUUUACUAAAGCAUCUAUUUCACUGCUUUUGAACUUACUUAAUGGUUAAUUAUUUCUAUUAAUUUAAUGUUAUGAUUAAAUUGUCAAUUACAUGACAAAUAACACACAAUAACACAAUUAAUUAUAUAUUGCCAUUUCAUUCACAGGUUGAGAAUAAAUAGAAAAAUACCUUUGUUUUUUGAUACAAGCACAUGUAAAAUAAUAAUGAUAAUAAUAGAACCUGUUUAUCUUUUAUCGUUAAAGUAAAGUAUCUUGGAAACACCAACGCUUAAGUAUUAUCUAAAUAAUUUCUUCUAAUCGUACAAUUCAAUCUGUAAUAAACUUUCGUUAAAUAUUUCACAUCAUCUAAUAUAAUGUACAUAUCAUUAUUAAAAUUUUUGUGAUAUUUCAAUGUAAUCUAUUCAUUUCCUUUAUAAUCUUUUGUUUUGUGUUCUUUUAAUAUUGACUGCUGAAAUUAAGAAUUCUGUUACACAUUUCUCACUUUAUAUUUUAACAAAUUAUGGUAAAAUUCUCAAAACUGUAGUGAUGAUUACUUGUUUCAUAUAUUACCAUAUAUACAUAUUUUAUUAUCUUUACAACUUUUGUACGAAGACGAUUAUUUUAACAAACGGAAUACACCUAUUAUGACAUUAAAUAAGAAAGAAAGAUUAGUUCAGCGAAGAGUUGUCUUUUCGGCGAAUUCAUUUUCAAAGCUGUACAAUCGCAAAUAUAUAUACUUAUUUUUACAGGGUGAUAAUAAUACUGAUAAUAAUAAUAAUAAUAAUAAUA
Schistosoma curassoni is the source of this 2386-nucleotide messenger RNA. NCBI's taxonomy places the organism in Eukaryota, Metazoa, Platyhelminthes, Trematoda, Strigeidida, Schistosomatidae. The record is from the annotation of a GenBank genome assembly.